This is a messenger RNA of Prorocentrum cordatum, 1359 nucleotides long. Lineage: Eukaryota; Dinophyceae; Prorocentrales; Prorocentraceae. The record is from the annotation of a GenBank genome assembly.
CGAGGAUCCACCGCGUCUCGGCCAGGAGGGCGUAUGCACCACUCCAGGGCCAAGGAUGGCACUGGCUGAGCACGGUGGUAGUGUAUAGAUGCCCUGCGGAGCGCCCUGGGGGCGCCCCCGUCUCCAGAGUCACCCGCCCGGGGCUGGGGCAGGCUGGACUGGAGGAUCGCGCCAAGUCGCUGAUGAAUUGGCGACGCGUCGCCUGUGCAUCGGUCAUGCGGUGCGAUCCUCUGACCUCUUCUGCUCCAGCCUCACUUGCGCGGCCUCCGCUGCCCCCGCCUCGGUCCCCCCGACGUCGGAGCCACUCGCGGAGCCACUCGCGGAGCCACUCGCCGAUGGGCGAAGCCACUUGCCAUGCUCCGCAGUCGCAGAACCGCGCGCCGACCAGCGAAGCCGAAGCGGGCCCAUGCGUUCGCAGUCGGCGAGCCCGGAGGCAUCGGGGAGCCGCAUCAGCUCCCUCGAGGCCGUGCGGCGCCGCGAGUUGGCGCUGUACAUGCCGGUGACGCCGCUGGUGCGGCCGCCGCCGCCUACCACCGAGAGGGCGUCGCUCUCGCAGUCCCCGCGCAGCUCCGCCGAGCCGCUGGCGUCCUGGCAGUGGCCCAGGCCCCCGGCCUCGCCCAGCGAGCCCGCCGCGGCGGCGGCCCAGCAGACCGCCGCAGCGGCCGCCGCGCCGAGCACCGCGCGCACGCGUGGCGGACGGAGCCCCGAGGGGCGGGCGGAGCCCAUCUCGGCAGCCGCGGCGCCCUUCGCCCCCGCGCUUGCUGGCGCGCGCUCAGGGUCGUGGAGGGGGCCCCGACUCCAGGCGGAGUUGGCGCACGACGGCGGGCUGCGGCUCCGGAGCUUCCAGGUGGCCCUCGCCAGAGACUCCCCCUCCGCUAUCUUCGGCCUCUCGGUCACCGACACCGCGGGCGCGGAGCUCGAGGUCUCGUUUGUGGACCCCAGCGGGGCUCUUGCGCGGUGGAACCGUGACAAUCCUUCGAAGGCCCUUGCGAUCGGAGACCGCAUUGUGGCCGUCGACCACAUCGCGCGGGACCCCGCCAGGAUGAGGCGGGAGCUGUCGGAGGCCGCCGCCGUGGUCCUCUAUUGCAUGGGGAGCUCAGCCUCUGACCGGUUUUACUUCUGAUCGCCCAUCGCCCGGGAGGAUCCUCGACCGACGGCCGCCUCCGCCGCCGCCGCUGCCGCGGGCUUCGCCCGCUCGCCCGGGAGCUGGCGGGAGCUGCAGGAGCCUGUCUGCCGGGGCGCCUUGGCGCGCCGGUCGGCACCCUCGGGGAACCCCUGGGUGGGCUCCGCGCCCCCGCUCGCCAGGGGGGGGGCCCAGCCCAUCGAGGAGCGCCCCUCGUGUCCCAUGACGAACGAGCA